Messenger RNA from Diaporthe amygdali, 4032 nucleotides. RefSeq lists its product as uncharacterized. NCBI's taxonomy places the organism in Eukaryota, Fungi, Ascomycota, Sordariomycetes, Diaporthales, Diaporthaceae. The record is from RefSeq and is a predicted model, not a curated record. The transcript has 3 exons. Bases 1 to 4032 code for a protein of 1343 amino acids.
AUGACGCGCAAAAUCACCGAGGCCAACAAGGCUUGGGAGCACUCCGCCUCGACAGGUGAGAUGAAGUGGUUGAAGGACACGACCUUUGUAUCGGCCGAAUUUUUCCAGCCUCCCAGUAACACCCAGCCCCACGGCUGGGAGAGAAUCGCGGUUCCUCCCGCGACCUCCAGCCACGGCGGAGGAAGAAUCUUCAAGCGCGUCCCCGGCCGAAGCGUGGACACCAAGUACAAUGGUGUCGCAGCCGAGCUCGAUAGCCAGGGAUUUGGCGAGAGAAAGCGGGCGAAGAUGACGAGCCACAAGGCCGCCUGGGGCUUGCGUAGUUUCGACCCCAGAUACAGGACGGCCAUGACCGAUCAGUAUGACAUCGGCAAGGCCAGAUACCAGGUGAAGAGGGCGUACAAGGAGAUUGCGGAGGACAACGAGACCAUCCGCAAGAGUGCCCGCCCCUCCAAGCGAUCCACCUUCGAGCCAUCCCAAUUGACGUGGACCCCCCGAAAGCGACACAACACCCGCUGGCCCGUCAACCCUCCUAAGUGGGAUGCGCCUAUGAUCGCAGAGUGCCAGCCCCUCAUCAUCUUCGAGAUAAGCACGAGCGACAUCGAUGAUCCCGCAUUCUGGGAGCAAGAGAACCCAAUGGACCUGCCACAGCAAGAGCAAGGAGACCAGCAGCAAGGCGACCAGCAGCAGACCAAGAAAUUGUCGCGCCGUCGCCGCAGCAUUGUCCAGCGUCCGUCGCUGAGCACCAUCUCGGAGGAGUAUAAGGAGCCCUCUGGAGUGCCAAGCUCGACGCCUAGCACCAAGUACCGCCCAAUGUACAGCGCAUCUGCAAAGAGGUGGUCUGCCGCCGCAGAGAAGUACUAUACCAGUCUCAAGGUCGCCUCGUCACCUCUGCAGAAAUUCACCAUGAGCGUCACACCGAGAGGCGUUACCAUCGAGGACGCAGAGGAAGACCAAGACACCGAAGAAUCUUCAGAGAUCGAGAUUACCAAUGAGCGUGGCCAUUUCCGCGUCCCUUCCUCGCCUCUAUCUUCCCGGUCCGCCACCACCGCUGCUUCCAAUCGCAAAUCCAAGGCUGAUGACGAGGUCACCAAUGAACGUGGCCGUUUCCGCUGCCCCUCAUCGCCCGUGUCUUCUCGAUCCGGCGCAACUACAUCUUCCAAUCGUAAACGCAAAGCCCAGAACGAGGUCAUCAGCCAGCGGACUCCAAUGCGCCGCCGAACCUUGCCUCGCGAGUCAUCACCCUCGCCCUCACGACCCAUCACCACCACGAAUGCCGUGGCUGUAUUUGACCAGCCCACGCCUGAAGUGCAUACCGAGCCAGAGCACGAGACUAAGAGACGUGUUUCACUUGACAAUGCACGACGUAGCGACAGACGAACUGAGAUGGCGGCCUUUAAGAAAGUCCGCAGUUGGGUCGCCAAUACGUUCACCGGUGGGCGCCGCCGCAGCUUUGCGGAGACCUUGGAGGAGCAGGAAGAGCGCGAAGGGCAACCUCGUAGAAAGCGCCGGCACACGCUGGACGUCGACGUGGGAAGCAACCCGGACAUAUUUGGUCAGACAGCUGGUCAGCAGCAAGAUCUACAUGCUGGAAAUGAUGCUCUACCUUCCACCACCCCUGAUGAGAUCCUCCCACGGGCUGCGAGCCUGACUCAUCCAGCCCAAGAACCUAUCGAGCAGUCGGAGAAAUCAGCUUCCACUGCAACCACAGAGCGCAUCCCACAGACGGAGACCCAGGCCGAGGACGCACGAACGCCUUCAAUCGAGAACGGGGUUUCAUCAGUUGGCGUGGGAGCCGGUACGAACGUUGAAGAGAGAGUCGGGAACUUUCUCGAUAAUGCGGCUACUGCUGCAGCCCAAGAUGACUCUAUUUCGGAGGCCGGAAGCGAAUUUUCGAUGGCACUGGAUGAGGCAAACCCAGAGUCGGAAAUUCCAUUGGAGGACACAGCUACGCCCCCCACCCAGACGAAGGUCGCCAUUGACUGGGACGCUAUUACGAAUAUCGACGAUAAGAUUAGAGAUCUUCUCGAUCGUAAGGCCGCCUUAGUGUACAACGAAACUAUACCUGUCACCAAAGAGGUCGAGGGAGAUACUACAAUUUCAAAAGAAAAAGAUGCCACCAUGUCGGAAGAAGAUGACGGAGACACUACUGUUGCGGAAGAGGACGAGACGCAGCCCUUUGAGAUGAGCGUUCUUGACCGCAUCAUGAGUGUUCUCGAGCCUGAUGAAGACGAAGAUAUAACGAUGGAUAUUCCUGAAGUCAAUACUUCUGCGGCCGAUUUGCCUGUUACCGAACCACCUACGACCGACUCGUUCAUGGCUGACUCACCUGUCGCCGACUCACCUACACUCCAUCCAACAGUGCCCCAUUCGUCAGUCCCCGAUUUGCCCACAGCCAUGGAGACGACUGUUGAGACAGCAGCAUCCAGCAUUUCCGUGGUUGAUAUACCCAUUUCCGUUGAGCUCGCGGCCAUGUCACAGCCCGCUGAAGAUCCGGAUAACCAUUCGAAUGGAGGCCCAAUCAUCGAGCCCACACCCAUGGAUGAGACGCCCAUUUCUGCCGAGCCUGAGGCCAAGAUGCAAUCCGUCGAGACAUCUGAUUGCGACGCUGCACCUGUCGAGCCUGUCGCCGUGGUUGAGAGACCAUUUGACAAUGACCCAGCGGCCAAGUCGCACUCCACUGAGGCGCCAGAACAAAAUUCUGACGCAGUCUCGCCCAACAUGCCGAUACCGAGCGCAUCCACCAUUGAGAAGCCCACAAACAUGUCACAGUCCGUUGAGACGGUGGAGCGGAAACGAAAUUCGGCCACAUCUAUCGAGCCAACAGUCGCGACACCGUUCAUUGAGGCAGGGAAACGCGAGUCCGACAAAGGCGCACUGGCUAUGCCCACGGCCACAACACAGCCCGUAGAGGCACUGGACGGAGACUCCAAUGACGACUCGGAGUACGCAAUGCUGCACAGCUUCGUUCGCCGUGCUCAACUGAAGCCCAAGCGAAAGGAGUUCACAACAUCGUCCACAGGCUCGCCAAAUACCUCAGCCGAGACCAGCACAGCUAUCAAGAGCCCUCGCCAGCCGCUGGGACAGAAGGACGCUAACAGAAGCCCGAGCCCAAGCAAGAAGCGCAAGCUCAAGGAAGCCGAAGGAGCUCCAUUGGAUAUGACGAAGAACAGCCGUCUCGUCAAGCCCGACCUCGACGACACCACGCCACAGCCCUUGCGCAAGAGGCGUAGAAAGGGAGCAGAGACCGACUCUCCAGAUGAAAUCUUCAACCCCGAGAUGGCCUUGUCCCAGAGCCUCACCCAGAAGGGACCUUCCGGUGGCCCUCGCCGCUCCAAGCGGGUUGCUACUACGAAGACCGCAGAACCCGCCACACCAUCCCAUAUACCCGUCCGGCUCCCAGGCUCAUUCGACGCAGACAUGCCUGCCGUCUCGACAGCUAGCCUGAUGCAGAGGAAGACGGAGAAGGACCUCGCCACAUUGACGCGUACUAACACUCGCCGAAAUAAGGGGGGCGCCCUCCCGGUCCCUGCCCGUCUCGCUGGCCUCUCCCUACCAGCAGAGACCGCCGCCGCGGCCGCCGACCCGUUCACAUCCCCGAGCAAGUCGGCUGAGCCCAGGGCGGCUAGGCGCGGAAAGGCCGUCCGCUGGGACGAGACCUUGGCUAGGUUCCAAGGUGACAGCGGCCCUGCCCCCGCUGCUGUCGCUGAGGAACCCACUGCCGCCGUCGACGAGGAUCCGACUCCCUUGGUUCCAGCCCCGGUCUCAGCUCCGGUCUCAGCUCCGGUCUCAGCCCCGGUCCCAGCCCCGGCCGAGUCGGAGAAGAAGAAGGCGCUCAGACCGCGCGCUUCGCGUCUGCCGGCCGCGAAGACGACGACAACGAAGACGACGACGGCGAAGAUGACGACGCCGGCGAAGACGAAGUCGGCCCCGGUCCCCGCCCCUUCGCGGGUCACUCCCGCGAAGAGGUCCGGCGCGCUUGGGGCGCGGCUGGGGACGCCCGCCCCCAAGCGGAGGGGUAGCGGGAGGGGAUGA